GUCGAAGCUUGGUUUUUGAGAGGCCACCGUUCUGAAAUUCAAGAUGAGAAGGAAGAAGAUGCAAGCCAGCCCCAUCCGUAUCCCAACAGUCAGCAGCGACAACGACUGGGACACUUGCUUCGAUCUGUCCCAGCAAACCAAGACCCCAGCCAGCCAGGAAAUCCCUGAGCUGAAUUCCACAGAUAAUUCUGGAGAGAGUGAAGAAGAUUUUCUAGCCAAGGAGGAAGUCAAGGUCAUGGACUACUUGUCUCAUCCCAAAGACAAACUAGCCCAAUGCCAGAAGAAAAUCGUUGUGCUGAUUAAGGACAAACUGAAUAUCCAGGCAAACAGGGAGCUGAUUCGCUGUGUCAUCCUUUCUCGGAUUGCCUUUGGGGCACAACACUGGAAAUUUGCACAGGCUUUGGCCAACCUGGCGUAUGGCUACCUGACACUGAGAGCCCUCCCAGUUCAGGCCAAGAAACAUGCUGAGUCAGCCAAGAACCUGCUGCUGGCCUGGAAGGGCAACACGCCCUCGAACAAGGAGAAAAAAGAAAUUAUGGAAACGUUGAUCAUGCUCUACUACACGGUUGGAGUGGCCUGGCUCCUGCAAAACCAUGGCAGGGAGGCCUAUUUCAGUCUGCAGAAGGCGGAGCAAAGCAUGAAGGAGCUGGGAGAACUGGACAAGGGCAGCCUUAAUGGACUCCAGGUCUCAGAGAAUGACGUCACCAUCGCUUUGGGCAGCUCACCCUCUGUGACACCACAGAUGGCCUAUUCUAUCUGUGUGUCUGUUUUCACGGAAUUCAGCCCCAGAACCGCGGAGGCGAGCGCGUUGCUAGCCAAAGCUUAUGCCACGGCUGGAGAGGCCCAGUACAAAGAUAUUGUUGAACUAUAUUAUAUAAAAAGUAUCACUGCAUACCAAGCAACAUUGGGCUCAGAGGAUUCUGAAACGCUAACAACCAUUGAAGAAUUUUCCAAAUGGCUUGUCCAAAAUGGAAAAAAGCAGGAGGCUUAUACAAUGAUGAAGGCUCUGUUGAAGUCCCAGGUCAUCAGCCACAGGGGGUGCAGCAAAGAGGUCGCUCAAACCUUUUAUAACUUGGGCAGGAUCUGCUUUGCCAAAGGAGAGCUCCGAAAAGCAAUUCAGCUGCUAAAGAAGGACAAGUCACAACAGCUCAUCGAGGUGGAAGAGAGAAGGCCCUGCCAGGAGGAGGAGUCCUAUAUGCAGAGGCACAGAGGCCUGACGGAGCACAGUCUGGGGAAGCAGGGCUUUCUGCUAUCGGUACAGAAGAUACUAUACAAGACAGUCAACAAUAAAGCCAUCCUGGUUGAGAAUAAACACUCUGGAUCACAAAGUGUAUUUUAUCAACAGUUCUAGCAGAAGAGCAGUUUUUAACCAAGGACUCUAAGUCUGACAGGGAAAACGCCCAUGAGCCGGAAGAGACCAGGAGCCUGGCCUAGGGGGGAAGGAUUGCUUGCUUUGAGUGGCAGUUCCUGGAUGCCAUGACUUUCCAUUUCUCUUUUUCUACCUCUAAUCUCAUUCUUUUCAGCUUGGGUUUGUUGCUGUUGUUGCUGAAUUCUGCGUUGCUUAAGCAGUUUAUUGUCAACAUCUUAAUACACUAUUUAGGACAUGUUUUUGCUCACAACCUGUGUGAGAUCACGGAAAGAUAGCUCUCUGAUGAAAUGUGUGCCCCAUCUGCUCUACUGAAGUUAGAGGGACUCUUGUCAAUGGAGAAACUAGGAACGAGAUUGUUUACAUCAGUUGUUCAGCGCCAGCCUGGUAAUUAUAAAUCAAACUUCCAGAUUGUCGGCGAUUACUGUGAUGGGUAAUAUUGUGUGUCAACCUGACUAGGCUUCCCCGUGGCUUGGCAGAGAUUGGACUAACUGCUCUGUUCUUCCACAAUGCAAUGUAAUGGUUCUACAUUUGGUGAGCUGGUGGGAGCAAUCAAUCAGUUGGAAACCAAUCUAUUUCCUUGGAGGGAACCAAGAUAUAGAAGUUCUAGAGAACACACGCCCACUAUCUUUUCCAUCUAACCAUCAUCCUCUGACAUCUGGUUCUUGGGCAUGUGAGCCAGCAGCCUGCUGUUGGACCUGUAAUGAAGGGAGUAAGGAGAAGCCUCCAGCCUGACUGGGGUUCACAGAUUUAGGACUUGCCAGCAUCAUUUCUCUGAAAUGUUUCUCUCUAUAUUCAUAGCUCUUUCUAGAUUAGGAGCUGCUAUUCUUACCCUAGGAUAUGAUGAAUUGACUAAAGUGUUCUCAGAAGAGUUGCUUCCACUUCCCUAGAAUGUUAAUAGGUUGAAUGACGUCUCACCCCAUACCCCCAGUACGUGCUGUGAAUCCUAACCUCUAUACCUGCGAAGAUUAUCAUCUCAAUUGAGAAUAGGUUGUGUUUUUUAUGUUAAUGAUCCAGUAUUAGUAGUGGGUGUGUCGUGAACAUCUCUUGAGAUCUGAAUGUGGUGAAACAGUGGGUAGAGCCAAGAUGGGUAAGUUCAAUGCCAAGCUACGUGGAGAUCUCCAAGGAACCAGGAAAGAAGCUGCAGACACAAGAACGUCCCAGCAGAGCCGGUGAAGAAAGCCUUUUCCUAGAGCGGGCAACUGGAUUGGGGUUUUCAGCUUUCUAGACUGUGAGAAAAAGUGAAUUCAUUUGUUAGAGCCAAUCACUCGUGAAGGAGCCCUGAUGGGGUAGUGGUUACAAGCUGGGCUGUGUGCGAUCCGCAUGGUAGGCAGUUCAAAGCCACCAGCUGGGCUUUCCACUCCCUUCAAUAGUUAGUCUCGGGUGUCAAUAGGACCAGGUA
Messenger RNA from Echinops telfairi (small Madagascar hedgehog), 2768 nucleotides. It is a transcript of the gene TTC23L, whose product is annotated as tetratricopeptide repeat domain 23 like. The record is from RefSeq and is a predicted model, not a curated record. Bases 44 to 1351 code for a protein of 435 amino acids. Lineage: Eukaryota; Metazoa; Chordata; Mammalia; Afrosoricida; Tenrecidae. The transcript has 12 exons. Gene Ontology annotation, molecular function: protein binding.